Messenger RNA from Microthlaspi erraticum, 1749 nucleotides. Lineage: Eukaryota; Viridiplantae; Streptophyta; Magnoliopsida; Brassicales; Brassicaceae. The record is from the annotation of a GenBank genome assembly.
AUGGAGCAUAAGGAGAUUACAGAAGUUAAAGAUUCGUACGAUGAUCAACAGAAAUGGGUUCUUGAUUCUUCUAUCGAUAGCAGAGGACGUGUUCCUCUUCGUGCUCGAACUGGCGCUUGGAGAGCUGCAUCCUUCAUCAUCGCAAUUGAGUUCAGCGAGAGAUUGAGUUACUUCGGUUUAGCUACGAACUUGGUGGUCUACCUAACAACAAUUCUCCACCAAGAUCUCAAGAUGGCCGUAAGAAAUGUGAACUAUUGGUCAGGUGUCACCACUUUGAUGCCUCUUCUUGGAGGCUUUGUAGCAGACGCUUAUCUUGGCCGUUACACCACUGUCUUGGUUGCAACCACCAUUUACCUCAUGGGUUUGGUCCUUUUAACAAUGUCCUGGUUUAUACCGGGCUUGAAACCAUGUCAAGAACAAGUGUGUGUUGAGCCUAAGAAAUCACACGUGAUAGCUUUCUUCAUUGCCAUUUACUUGAUCUCCAUAGGCACUGGAGGUCAUAAACCUUCCCUUGAAAGCUUUGGUGCUGACCAGUUCGACGGUGAUCAUGUUGAAGAAAGAAAGAUGAAGAUGUCUUAUUUUAACUGGUGGAACGUGGUUCUAUGCGCUGGGAUUAUAACUUCUGUGACUGCCAUUGUCUAUAUCGAAGACCGUGUUGGUUGGGGUGUUGCCGGAAUCAUACUCACUACACUCAUGGCUAUUUCACUUGUCAUCUUCCUCAUCGGAAAACCAUUCUAUCGUUACUGGAAACCUUCCGGUAGCCCUUUGACUCCAAUGUUUCAGGUCUUUGUUGCUGCCAUUGCCAAAAGAAACCUACCUUAUCCCUCUGAUCCUUCUCUGCUUCAUGAGGUUUCCAAGAAAGAGUUUACUAAUGGACGGCUUCUCGCUCACACAAAGCAUCUUAAAUUUCUUGACAAGGCAGCAAUUAUUGAAGACAAGAAUCCUCUGGCGAUCGAGAAGCAGAGUCCAUGGAGACUCGUAACGUUGACAAAAGUAGAGGAAACGAAGCUGAUCAUCAACGUGAUUCCAAUAUGGCUCUGCACGUUGGCCUUUGGCAUCUGUGCAACACAAACUACGACCUUCUUCAUCAAACAAGCAAUCAUCAUGGACAGGCACAUCGCCAGCUUCACUGUCCCUCCAGCUUCCAUGUUCUCUCUCACCGGUAUCGCGUUGAUCAUCUCACUCACGGUUUAUGAUAAGCUCCUCGUUCCUUUGCUAAGACGCGUCACAAAGAAUCAAAGAGGCAUCAACAUUCUCCAGAGAAUCGGGACCGGUAUGCUUUUCUCCCUCAUCACCAUGAUCAUUGCAGCUCUAGUUGAGAGAAAACGAUUGGACCGUGGCGAUAACAAUAGACCUAUGAGUGUGAUGUGGCUAGCUCCACAGUUCAUAGUCAUCGGCAUUGCGGACGCGUUCACACUCGUUGGACUCCAAGAGUACUUUUACGACCAAGUCCCUGAUUCCAUGAGAAGCUUAGGUAUAGCGUUUUACUUAAGCGUGAUUGGUGCGGCUAGCUUCCUUAACAAUCUACUGAUCACAGCCGUUGAUACCCUAGCUGAGGACUUCUCGGUCAAGAGUUGGUUUGGGAAGGACCUGAACAGUAGCCGGUUGGACCGGUUCUACUGGCUUCUUGCCGGUCUAAUUGCUGCCAAUAUAUGUGUCUUUGUGAUUGUGGCAAAGAGGUGCCCUUACAAAAGUGUGCAGCCACCGAGCCAAGACUGUGUUGACUCGUCGUCCGUGUCCAUCGACUAA